Molecule: messenger RNA, 1044 nt
Organism: Mirounga angustirostris (Northern elephant seal)
Lineage: Eukaryota; Metazoa; Chordata; Mammalia; Carnivora; Phocidae
Gene: PPIL1
Product: peptidylprolyl isomerase like 1
Exons: 4
Coding region: 249-749 (166 amino acids)
Biological process (GO): protein folding; protein peptidyl-prolyl isomerization
Cellular component (GO): catalytic step 2 spliceosome
Molecular function (GO): peptidyl-prolyl cis-trans isomerase activity
Source: RefSeq, a predicted model, not a curated record
CUUCACCUGGAGACCACCUCUACAAUGGAGCUUGCGCUUUUCUCCGUCCUUGCAGCCAGCUUGUUCUCGCCUCGCGUCCCGGUUUCUCGGCCUUGGAAGGGAGAUUCUUCUUCUUCCUCGUCUCUGCCCCCCAAGAUCUUGGCAUCGCAAAGGUUGAACGACGAAGACCGGAAGUGUGCGCAGCAGCGGAGGGUCCCCACGAACCGACACCGGAAGUAGCUUUGCUGCCGCAUUCGGUCGGCUGCGCUAUGGCGGCGAUCCCCCCAGACUCCUGGCAGCCGCCCAACGUAUACUUGGAGACCAGCAUGGGGAUCAUUGUGCUGGAGUUAUACUGGAAGCAUGCUCCCAAGACCUGUAAAAAUUUUGCUGAGUUGGCACGUCGAGGUUACUACAAUGGCACCAAAUUCCACAGGAUCAUCAAAGACUUCAUGAUCCAGGGAGGUGACCCAACAGGGACAGGUCGGGGUGGUGCAUCUAUCUAUGGCAAGCAGUUUGAGGAUGAACUUCAUCCAGAUCUGAAAUUCACGGGGGCUGGAAUUCUCGCCAUGGCCAAUGCGGGGCCAGACACCAACGGCAGCCAGUUUUUCGUGACCCUAGCCCCCACCCAGUGGCUCGAUGGCAAGCAUACCAUUUUUGGCCGAGUGUGCCAGGGUAUAGGAAUGGUGAAUCGAGUAGGAAUGGUGGAAACAAACCCCCAGGACCGCCCUGUGGACGAUGUGAAGAUCAUUAAGGCGUACCCUUCUGGGUAGGCUUGCUGCUGCCCUGCGCUCACCCAGAUCUUCGGAGAUGGCCCCAGUGAACCAGCUUCCAGAUGACCUAGAAGGACACGUACUUAAACUCCAUUUUGGCCUUGCAAGUCACAGAGCUCAGGAGACCUGGGGGCUUGGGUGAGUUAGAGAUGGAAGUAUAUUUUAAGAGGAUGCUUCUUUUCUCUUCCCCCGGUGCCUAGGUUGACAGAGCAUUUGCAGAAAUGCUCGUAAAUGAUCAUUUACGGGGAACCGCUCAUUGCAAGUGAGCAUACUGCCCCUCCUGGCGUGUGUCUGU